Lycium ferocissimum is the source of this 2042-nucleotide messenger RNA. RefSeq lists its product as uncharacterized. The transcript has 2 exons. The coding region runs from base 850 to 1854 and encodes 334 amino acids. The record is from RefSeq and is a predicted model, not a curated record. NCBI's taxonomy places the organism in Eukaryota, Viridiplantae, Streptophyta, Magnoliopsida, Solanales, Solanaceae.
CACUACCUCCCAGCCAAAUUCUGGUCACCAGAAUUCCGUUAUUAGCAAUUUAAAUCACAUUUCAGUAUUUUAAUUUGUUUCGUUUCGUUUUGCAUAGAAGUCGUUAAAGUUAGGUUUUAACAUGCAGUUUAUUCCUUUUUUAACUUUCAGAACUUAAUUUCUGCUUUGUCUAAUUUACUUUUCUUGCGCUGCGGAGCAAACGUGUAAUACGGGGUGUAUUAGACUUUAUUACGGAGUAAUUUCUACAUUAUCAUAUUAGCUUGAUGCCAAAAAAAAAAAAAAAGAAGAAGAAUAUUAUCGGAAUAUAUUAUAUAAAUAAUUCCUAUUUUGUGGAGUCUUGUUAUGCUAUUGUCACUUGGCCUAGUAAAAGUAAUUUGGAAAAUGAUUGUCAAACAUCGAGAGUUUGAGAGCUGCAAGUAAAUACCAGAAUAAUCGUGUUUUAUACUAAACUUAGAAGUGUCAUUUUGGAGUACAAAUGAAGGCAAUGUUCAGAUAUAUGAACUCAUAGAAGCCAAUUCCAUAAAAUAUUUGACAAGGCCUCUACUUUUUUGUUUACCUAUCCGACAAGAUAUCUCAUUCAAUCUUUACUUUACUUGUUAAGUUUAUCAAUAAUUUCACGUGUUUAGAUCAUAAUUCCCCAUGUAUUAGGAAUCAAACUUGACAAAAUUUCGAAAACAAACUUCAUCUGCGAUAAGUUAUAAUCCUUGAAUCAAAGUAUAAUUUGUCAUUAAGCAAAGUAUAUGUUCUUUUUCUCUCAUGUUUUUUAGCUUAUGCUAUUGUAUUGUUUUGGACUUAAAAUCUUUAUUUUAACUUUCAGAAUCAAAGUUGUUGUAGCAAAUUCCGCAAAAAAUGGAAAUGGAAAUGGGACUCAAAUUAACAAGAGUUGCAGAUGAACUCUCCUCUACUGAAUUCCAAUUUGCAAGAGACAGAGCUGGCCCUCUUUUCCAAUCUACAGAAACAGACACUAUGUUCAUCCUUACUGUCCAUUUAAAAGGUUAUACACAAGAAAAUAUAAAGAUUGAUAUUAAUGAGGAAGGGACCAUAAUCGCGAUAAGGGGUGAAAAGCCGGUUGAAGAAACUGUGAUGGUGGGGUGGAAAUUGGUCAAGAAAGAUGUGGAAAUUAGAAAAUUUAGUAAGGCUUUCAAAAUUCCGGAUGGGGUAAUCUUGGACAAAAUCAAGGCUAGAUUUGAUGAGGAACAAUCCAUAUUGACAGUUAAAAUGCCAAAGAAAGUGAAGGGAAUUCUUGGAGUUGAGUUUGUAGAAGUUAGGGAGCCUGAAGAUUUGCCAAUUGUAGCUGAAAAGAUUUCUAAAAAGGUCACAUUUAAAGAAGAUAUGGAUAAGGAGUCUACUAAAAAAGCAGAGGAAAAUCAAGAAAAGGGGAAAGAAAUUGUGCAAAAAGUAUUAAAAGAUCCUCAAGUGAGUCAAGAAAGUGACUUGAAAUCACCUAUUUUACCAUCUAAUAUUCGAAAACCACGUGAAGUAGUUGAAAAACACGUUGUUAAGGAUGAAUUAGUUCCUCAAAAGGAUAAGGAGUUAAUGCCAAGUGUCGACUCAAACAUCCAGAACAACAACGAUAUGAUUCAAGAAAAAAGAGAGCCUCGGAUAAAUCUCGUAGGUGAAUCUUCGAGUUCGCGAGAUGAGCAUAAAGAUGAUCAAGCUAGUGAAAGAGCAAAUGGAAUUUCUGAAGAAAAGAGUGGUGAAAUAUCAAGGAAAAAUGAAGAUGAUGAUGUGCCUAAGAGAAGCUCAAAAAUUUGUGUCCCUAUUGUUGCAGGCUCAGCCUUAAUGUUAUCUCUUGUUGUCUUUGUCAUUCAUUUCAUCAGAACUAAGAAUCAAUCUGGGAAAAGAGAAGGUUAAAAAGCUAACAACAUAAGCAUGAAUGUUGUUAUUAUUAUUAUUAUUAUUAUUAUUAUUAUUAUUAUUUUUUACUUCAUUUGAUUGUAGAAAGAGAGUUUGGUGAUCAAGGUUCAAUUUGCAGUGGUGGUGUGAGUUUGUAAUUGAGCCUAAAGAAGCCUGUCAUUAUUAUGAGCACUACUUUUUCUUCA